AACAAAAGCACACUUGAACAAAUUUAAAUAAAACAGAUCUAAAUUUACAGCUAGCAAAGUAAUGGUGGUUUCAUUUUCCUCUCUUGGUUCUUGUUUUACUUUGUGACUAAAGAGAGUUAGGGCGGUGUGUGUGUGUUUUAACUUUUUUUCCCUAUUUCUCUGGGCCCCCAUUGAAGAGAUGGAUGAAAACAAAGGAGAUACCACCAAGAAACAACCACAGCAACAUUUAUCCAACUCUCCAGCUGACCCUCAUGAUCAAGAUUCACCCGAUAAUACUAUACUGCAACAGCAACAGCAACAGCCGCAGUCGGUGGUUUCCGGUGCUCCUUAUAUUUCUUCUUCUCUCUAUAAUAUACCUGGUGGUGCUGCUACCACUUCAGUUUCUUUCGAACAACAACAGCAGUUUGAAGUUGUGAAUACUAAGCGGCCUAGAUAUACUGCAAGUCAAUGGAAAUUCAUACCUUCUUCUGCUCAGCAGCAACAUCAUCAGCAGCAGAAGACCAGUAUGCUGAGCGCCGAGUCGAGUCCAAUAUCUCCUUCGGCCCACACCAUUGCCACCAAUCCGCAAACUCAACAGGCUGCGUCAUCUUCAGACACGGCUUCUUCUCCUUCCCACUCACCUCGGCCUUCUUCUGCCUCGGGGCAAGAGCCAAGCAAGAGUGAAGGAGGAGAACAAGUUCACCAACAAUUUAGGAAAGGGAAAUAUGUGAGUCCGGUUUGGAAACCUAAUGAGAUGUUGUGGCUAGCUAGGGCUUGGAAAAUUCAGUACCAAGGUGGUGGUGGGUCAUCAUCAGAGCUUGGAAAUCUAGAAGGUUCUCCAGGGAUAGCGGGGAGCGGCACUGCAGCAGCUGGCAGAGGCAAAACGAGAGCCGAUAAAGAUAGAGAAGUGGCUGAGUUCCUCAACAGGCAUGGAGUUAACAGAGAUGCUAAAACUGCUGGGACCAAAUGGGACAACAUGUUGGGUGAAUUCAGAAAAGUCUACGAAUGGGAAAGAGGUGCUGAGAGAGAACAAAUUGGGAAGAGUUAUUUUAGGCUUUCCCCUUACGAAAGAAAGAUUCAUAGAUUGCCUGCUUCAUUUGAUGAAGAGGUGUUUGAAGAAUUAUCUCAGUUUAUGUGCCCAAGAAUGAGAACUCCUCAAACUAGAAUUGGUACUCAGCCCAAUAUCAGUGACGACAUUCGUACACCUCCUACUGUUACCAAGUCAUUGCCUCCCCCUCCACCCUUCAGGGAAGACGAACUUCCUCUCUCUGGAAGAGCAAAACAGUUGGUAAUGCCGAGUGGAACAGAAACAUUAAUUCAUGGAACGAGAGGUGGGUUCUUAGGGUUUGAAUCGCCAUCUUCUUCGUUAGAUAUUAUUGGGGGCGGUCCAUCUUCAUCCACAUCAAAGGAGCUUCGGCGAAUCGGCAAGAUUAGGAUGAUAUGGGAGGAAUCAGUGAGCCUGUGGGCUGAAGAAGGCGAGCAUCACAGAGGUAGAGUAAAGCUACAAGGUUCAAGUUUUUUAAACGCAGAUGAAAUUACAUUCUUGGAUGAUUCUAUGGUUGCUAGCACUAUGGAAGCCUUUGAAGAUGGGCCAAUGAAAGGUUUUUCCGUUGAUAGAUUCCCAUCUGGAGUACAACUCAAAGUCUUUGGCAGGAGAAAAUCCUCUUCAGCUCUUGCUCCUCCUGGUUCCCAUGAAAGAUUGCAACUUCCCUCUUCCGAAUUUACCAUCAGAUCAACUGCUCCUUGGGAAUUUCAAGAUCCGACUGAGUAUUACGUUGGGUGUCUUAGAUCUCCUCCACCUACACUUCCAAGCUUGUUUGAGCUCUCGUGGCAUUUGCAACAGCCACCACCGGAGGAACUCCGUUUCCCGCUCCGGCGAGACGUGUUCAAAGACUUGCCCCAAGGGAAAGAACUAUUUUUCACAACGUCAACUGAGCUAUUAGAUUGUAGGGGCAUCACUUAUGAUGUCUUGACCUCUAUUAUGCGCUCAAACCCUAGCCUCACUGCUGCAACCGCAACCGAUAGAGACUCUUACAUUGGCCUUUGGGAUGAUUGCAUCAAUAGGAUCAUAUCCAAGUUUUGUUCCAUUGAAAUGGUAUUCGUACGGAAAUCUUCGUCGUCUCUUGCGGAAACCGUGCAAGAUCAAUGGCCCAACGUUACUGCUUUCUUGAGGAAUUUUUGCUUGUGGAGAGGAGAGGAAACUGAUCAGUUAAGAGAAGGUCAACCAGAUCCAUCCUCUUUUAUAGUAGAGAAAUUGUUUUGGACUUACAUGGACCUUCCUUACGUGUUAGGUUAUUAUGCCAUUGGAUUUAUCGUUACUUUCUGUGCCUUAAGCCGAUCACAGGACCGUAUCAUCCGAACGGAUCUUUACACGGUGGAUCUCUCAACGCCAGUAGAGAGACUAAAAGCUUUAGUCCCGUGUUGGAGAAUUGCCGGAUUAUUACCAUUAUUAGCGGAUAAAUGCUUCCACUACAUGAGCAGUAACGGGAGCAACUUUAAACAUCUUCCGUACACUGAUUUUGAGCGAACAGAUUUGGGCAAUGGAAAUUUUGUGGAGAUGACUCCGAAUACCGUGGUUCGAUAUUUUUCUAGUAGGAGAAAAUGGUUGGCAGUAAAAGAAAUAUACGAUUUUCUUGACCAUAGAAUCCCACACGCAGAAUUUGUUGUUAGGGCAUCGGAAAAGGAUCUCGCAUUGGUCUUCAAGCCUAGAGGUUGCAAGUACAAGCCAACAAAUUGCGAUCAACUAAUAGAAGCAUUGAAACAAGUCACAAAAGCACUAGUUGCACUACAUGAUCUUUCAUUUAUGCACAGAGAUUUAGGAUGGGAUAAGGUCAUGAGGAGAAGCGACAGAGAGAACGAAUGGUUCAUAACAGGUUUUGACGAAGCUGUAACCGCACCGCAGCUGUAUCCUCACGGAGGAGCGACGACGACAACGGGGAGCGGAAGACAUCCGCCCGAGAUGGGAAGGAAUUAUCACGGAGUGAAAGUGGAUGUAUGGGGAAUAGGUCAAUUAGUGAAGAGUUGUGGAUUAGUAGGGGUGCCAAAAUUGUUGAGAGAAUUGCAGAAUAGGUGUUUGGACCAUAACCCGGAGCAAAGACCGACGGCAGCUGACUGCUAUCGCCACUUGUUACAGUUGCAGUCUUCAAUGUCUGCAGCUGCCGCCGGAGGGUAUUGACAAGUGAUUCUUCUGAUGUGUAUGUGAUUGAUGCGUAUUUAUUUUAAUAUUCCAUGCACUUUUUUUUUUCUUUAUUCCUUGCAAUGAAUUCAAGCCACGUAA
Molecule: messenger RNA, 3256 nt
Organism: Capsicum annuum
Lineage: Eukaryota; Viridiplantae; Streptophyta; Magnoliopsida; Solanales; Solanaceae
Exons: 4
Coding region: 179-3154 (991 amino acids)
Source: RefSeq, a predicted model, not a curated record